UACCAAAACGCGGGUUCCUUCCUUCCCCCCAAAAUCACUCUCGCUCGCCCUUUCUUUCCGGCAGCAACCACCUGGUUCAGGGUCCAUGGGGAAACCAUGCGCGGCUCGCCCAGCGGCUUUUAGCACGGGUAAAGACGCCCAAUGAAACCAGCCAGCGUUUAUCUGGGGAAACACUACAGUGAAGGUGGAGGUGCCCGUCAUCAACAAGCCUUGUCCUGUCCACCUUUGGUGCUCACGACAAUUUGCAACGUCGCCUUCCCAUCUCGCAAUUGACCAGGCUGUGCUCUCAUUGUCUGCCCUGAAAUUGAUGAGCGAAUUGUCGCACACUCGCCGUGUCACGCGCGGUGCAUCGAGAGCCACAUCGGGGUCCAGUCUUGCCAGCACUCAUGACCAGACAGAAGCAGCCUGAGAAUCCGACCGUUUCCUGAGUGAGCACGGCUGGGCCAAUUUCUCCCAGCCUCUGCCCCUCGGCUCAACCUUGGUCUCAUCGCGCGGCUCUCUCGGCCCCCUCGGGCGCGACAGUCGCGAUGCCCAAACUACGCUCUCUGUUCCUCAGCGACGAGGAGAUGGGGAAGAAGGACGACGACCACCGCGCCGAGAAGGAUACAGGCGCUGGUCUCGCCGCCUGGGCACCCGCCCGCAUCCAGCCGACGCAGCCCCGGAGGUUUCUCAAGCGCCUGUGCAUCUUGAUCGCCGUGGCUAUCCUGGUCUACGAGUUCAUCGACAACAUGCCCACCGACGUCCCCAUCAGGGACCGUAGACAUCCACAGUACGUGCCCCAGGACUCUGGUCCUAUUCGACCUCCGCCUGCCUCUGCUCCCGCCGUGCCCGACCGUCUCCCGGAUUCUAUGGAUCCCGUCACGCACCGAGGCCCGAAAAAGCCGGCCGCAUCGUCUGAAAAGGCGCCCGUGGCUGCAAGCCAGGAUGCUGCCCAUCCUGUCCGGGACUACAACGGCCCCAUCAAGUUUGAGAAGCUUGCCGAGACGUUGCAUGUUAUCGGGGAGACUCGUGGAGCAUAUCCUCUUAACAAGAAUGUCCUCUUUGCCGCCGCCAACCUUAAAAGCGCGGCAACCUUGCUUCCCAUAGCCUGUCAGAUGGGAUCGGAGCUGCGCAGCUACGUGCAUUUUGCCCUUCUGGCCCGGAGCGAGAUCCCACCUGCUGAAGUGAUGAAGGUCAACGGCAUCGACGAGUCGUGCCACAUCAUAUUUCACGAUGCGCGGCCCAAUUUUGCAUCUCGGUCUAUGGACAAGCGGCUUAGCGAGAGCACUUCUAAGGUAUUCGCCCACAUAUACAACUAUAUGCACCCCCAGGUCGUCAUUAUCGACAACCCUGCAAACGAGGAAGCCUCAUUCCUGAAAGGCCUUCGAAAGCAGUCAGCUACUACCCCAAUGCCUAUCAUUGAGCUUCCCGCCCGAGGUGCGGAGAAGUUGUCUUGGAUGGCAAAGCUCGAUAGCCAGUCUCUGAAGGUCUGGAAUGAUGUCAGCAUCGACAUCAUCAUCCCUGCCGCGCCGGGUGGGGGCAGUCUGACAAGGCUGCUCAAGUCACUGGGAGCUGCAGACUACUUGUCCUCUUCGCCGCCACAUAUCACGGUAGAGCUGUCACAUGAUGUCGAUAUCUCGACUCAGAAGUUCCUCCAGGAUUUCCAGUGGCCUCCUCCCCAUUCAGAGAGCGGAGUGCAUGCGCGCUACCUCUCCAUCAGGCAUAGGAUACCAAGAAAGAAGCUGGACGAGGAAGAGAGCUCGGCACGUUUUCUUGAAUCGUUUUGGCCUGCCAAACCAUCGAGUUCGCACAUUCUCAUCCUUUCUCCGGACACUGAGCUAUCACCGAACUUUUUUGAUUACCUAAGGUACUCUAUUUUGACAUAUCAGUACUCCAUCGCUGCCCAUAUUCAGCAAUGGAACUCUCGUCUCUUUGGUUUCAGUCUUGAGCUCCCCUCCGUCCACCUGGACGGAUCGAGGCCCUUUAGCCUGCCACCGAGGCGUGGCAGUACCGAUGGCCCAUCUCUCUCGGACGCACCGACUUCGUUUCUCUGGGAGGCUCCUAGCAGCAAUGCUGUCCUUAUACUAGGCGACAAGUGGGUCGAGCUCCAUGGAUUCGUAUCCAAGGUUUUAGUCAUCCAGAGUGGCAUGGCUGGAACCCCUCGCCUCCUGGCCGAGAAGCUAGUCAGUAAACGGCAACCUGCAUGGCUGGAACAAGCCCUGCGACUGUGUCGCGCACGUGGCUACCUGACCUUAUAUCCAAGCCGAGAGACUUCUUCGCAACUCGUCACGGUCCACACCGAGACGUAUGUACCACCGGAGGAGUACGCAAACGACGUGCCGAAAGGUACUGGCAGACACGCUGCCGAUUCUAGCGACGGGGUAUCAGCACACUCGAGAGCCCCGCUGUUAGACAUACUGCACGAUGGCGGCGAGCUGCCUCAGUUGUACGAUUUGCCCAUGGUCUCAUGGGAUGGGGCCCCGACCGAAUCUGCGGGUUUGGAUGACAGAGCCGCGAAAUACGCCGCUGAUUUCCGGCGAGAGGUUGGCGGGUGCCUCAACGACCGCUCUGGACUUCCGCAGGAUAGGUCGGCUGCAGACCUCUUCUGCGGGCCGCGAAAGCAGCACCACGUGUGAUUAUCAAGGACGGGCGUGCUUCAAAGGCACUUGCGUUGGCUUCAACCUUUCUUGAUACCCUUUGCCUUGCUGUACUUCUAAUUCCAUAAUUACUUGUUUCCUUGGGGGUACGAGCACGUCCUGGUGGGUAGAAUGCAGGGUCAUGUAUAUCGCACUCAUCAUGGGUGCCAUCGCUACCGGCCAUUUUCGACGAGCCUGUUGAUGACCAACAGCGUCACGCACGUCCCAACUAUCACAAACACAAUCGCUGUCAAGAUCUGUUAUAACAGCGUGGUUAGUUUACGCGGGAGGGACAGAAGGUGGAUACCGUCCGAGACUUGGUUUCAUUCUUUGCCGUUCUUCGUCCGGGAUACAUACCCCUUGAGUUUUCCAGCCGGUUUGGACCAGCGCUGCCCUGCGGCCGUACUUGUUCACGGUCCCUGUGUGUUAAAAAAAAAAACAGGCAUGUCAGUGUCAAAUAGGAGAAAUUAGUCCGACACGGAAUGAUAUCAUCUGUGGUGGCGUGACAUCUGGCAGGGCGGUUGUUAGGUUUGGUGGUGCAC
Molecule: messenger RNA, 3157 nt
Organism: Gaeumannomyces tritici R3-111a-1
Lineage: Eukaryota; Fungi; Ascomycota; Sordariomycetes; Magnaporthales; Magnaporthaceae
Exons: 5
Coding region: 528-2615 (695 amino acids)
Source: RefSeq, a predicted model, not a curated record